GAUUACGCAGGGCUCUGAUGCGCUGCAGGUGUUGCCCCGGACACACCCACAAGGCAAACUUUUGUCAGACAGAAACUCCAGGCUGUCAGUCUACAGCAGAGCACCACGGAGGGAGCAUUGAUAGUCUCCAGAGUUCCAGAGAAUACGAGAGGACUUCCCCGCUCGUCUGGACAAACUACGGCAGCUGAUAGAAGACAAAGUUCAUAUCCUUCAAUCCCCCAUCACCAAGGAGCAACAGGGUUCUGUGUGUGGGGAGAGCUCAGGGACAGGAGGACUGAGGAGGUUUGCUGUUUUGAGCGAGGAGCUGACUUUUCACCUGCAGCAGCUGCAGACACAGACACAGCAGGAGCUCAGCAACAUCUGCACACAACUCUCGCAGAUUGAGGGCCGACAGCGGCUGCUUUCCUUUGAGCUUUUAAUUCUUCAGGAGAAGAAGAAACAGGCCAAACAGGAGCUGAGGAGAAACUCCAGCUUUCAUACGUCCACUGUUCAGCUGUGUGCCUGUCGGGAGCUUCAGGUCUCCAUCACCGAGCGUUUGCUUCAAUCAGAGAGGUUGGUGUUCCAGGAGGAGGCACUGAGCGCGCUCCAUAACCUGCUGACACAAGACCUGCAGAGGUACCAGGAAGAGACGCAGAGACUGACCGGUUUCACACAGAAAAUACUCAGACAGUCACACAGGUCGGACAAAAAGGAAACGCUCCCGAGCAGAGAGAGUGACCGCAGCAUGCAGGGAAAGAGCGAGACAGAGCAGCAGAACAACAUGCAAGUGCCUUCUUCUAAGCCGCCUCUCAGUCUCCACCAGGCCAACAUCAAAGACGAGACACAGCAGAUCAGAAAAGCCAGUCAGAAGCCGUCUGCAGCCCUGAUCCGCAGCUCAAACCUGCGCCGAGCCGGCAGCAUUAAAGACCUGAUCAGUAAAUUCUCUGGUCCAGAACAAGACUCCUCUCCACAGAGCCCCUCCUCUGGAUCCCCAAAGUCUGCUUUUGCUGAGGUUCCAGAGUCCCCAAAGUCCAAGUCGAGUCCAAAUACUCUGAGCACCGUUGGACAAGAUAGGAGUCCAGUCCCCAGCAUCUCUGUGACCCCUCCGAGCCAGCAAACCAGUCAGAACGGGGCUGAAUCGGCUCAGAAUGGCAACAAAUCAAGUCAGAUCACUGCAAGAAUCGAUUGUCCAGUAGGGGGCAGCACUGAGAAGAGUGACUCAGAAGCUAAGAGGAAAACACAAACGGCAGUCUCUGGUAGAGAGUCGGUGGCAGACUCCGGUAUGGGAUCGGAGUCAGAAUUAGAUACAAACAAGCAGCCAGAGAGCCCGUCAGAGGACGAGCCCACCACACCGAAGCCGGCGUCAACCAGCCAGAACCCGAAAUAUCAGCUGUUCGUCAACAACGAGAUGAAGACCAACGGGGUGGGCAGCAGGGAUGCAGAUGGUCCGGGAGGAGGCGGGCCGAUAGGGGAGAACGGCCCCAGGCUGGCCCAUUGGGAGCAAGGCCGGCUGAAGAAGAACCACUUUCGAGGGUCCAUGGAGUCCCUAGUCUCACGGGACUUGGACACAUCGUCUGACAGGGUGGGCAUUUAUGAAAACACUCCCCCUCACAGGGUAUUCAACAGUCCAUACUCCACCUCUAUGGAUUACAACCCCUCACUCCGCAUGUCCAAGACUUUUCAGACUGGACUUUCUCCUGCCACCUCCGAGAUGAACCUCUACGGCUUCAACAGUCGCAGCACCAGUCCAGUGGGCCUGCCUACGCCCACCCACUCCCGCCCCCGAUACUCGGCCUACGACACCCUGUUAAAGAGAAGGAACGAGGUCAACAUCCCUCAGCAGCAGCAGCAGCAGCAGCAGCAGUUGAUGACAACCCACUACAGCAUACGCUCUGCCACUAUGGGAGCCCCCAAUAGAAAGGACUACAUAGAGGAGUUAACCAAGCAGCUGGACGCCUGUCAGAGGCGCAACCAUUUCCUGGAGGCAGAGAGUGUGGAGAUGGAUAAGGAGAGGAACCAGAUCAGGUUAGACAUGCGUAACCUGCUGGUGAACAACGAGGACCUGCUGAGGAACAACACUCAGCUGAACAACGAGAUGAAGAGGCUGAGAGAGCAGAUGAUAGAGAUAGACAGAGAGAAACAAACCAUCGCCGCGAGAUUCAGAGAGAUGGAGAUUGAGGUGAAGGAGGCUCGGGAGGUGAUGGUGGAGGCCAACACCCAGGAGUACGCCUUCAAUUUCCUCCAGCAGUCGCUCCAAAACAGGCUCAAGGAUGCUGAGGAGAGCCUGGAGAAGGAGACACUGCACUCACAGACUCUUAGUGAUAAGUUGUGGCAUGCAGAGAGGCAGCUGGAGGAGCUGGAGGUUGACCAAGGCACCAAAAACAAGAAGACAUCAGCACUCAACAGCACCAUCCUCAGACUGGAGACAGAGCUGGCUGAUGCCCUGCAGGUGUCCACACAGGCUGCAGUAGAGCUGAGCCUUCAGCAGAAGCUGCGUGAUGACGUGCAACAGAGGGUGGAGGAGCUGGAGGAGACUCUGCUGGAGAAGGAGCAGGAGCUGCAGAGACUACAGUCAAUUGUCAACAGACUACAGGGAGAGGUCUCUGGUAAACUCAUUGAUAAGGAGCGCACACUGGAGGAGGAGAUCCAGCUGAGAGAGAGGAUCCAGCUGCAGUGUAAGCAGGCAGAGAGGACUGUGGAUGACCUCCAAAUGGAGCUGCAGACCACCAACCAGACAAAAGAGGACCUGGCCAAACAACUCAAACAGGCUCAGGAGAAGAUGAUCGACCUGGAGACCGAUCUGGAGGAGCUCCAAGACAGCGAGCAGAGGUGGGCCGCCAAGCACAAGAGAGCUAUCGAACAGACCGAGCAGCUGCAGUUGAAGCUGAUUCAAGAGAAAGAUCUGAACGACAUUCUGGAGACUGACAAGAUCUCCAUGGAGAGACAGCUGCGUGAGCUGCGUCUGGAGAUUGAGGAGCUUCACAGCUCUAGAGUUCAGGAGGACGUCAUCUCCAGGGCGGAGACCCGAGUCAAAGAGCUGGAGAACAGUCUGAGGGCCGAGGAGAGGAACAAAUCAAUUCUGGCCAACAGCGUCAGCAAACUGGAGAGGAGGAUCAAUGAGCUCAGCGACCAGAUGGAGGAGGAACAUAGGAUAGCCAAUGAGCAGAAAGAACUGAUGGCUCAGAGGAUCCGCUCACUGAAGCGUCAGCUGAACGAGGCCGAAGAGGAGGCGAGCAGGAAGGAGGCGCAGUACCGCCACACCCAGAGAGAGCUGGCAGAGGAGAGGGAGACGAGCGGGCGGCUGCAGAGGCAGCUGCUCGACCAGCACAUACAGAUAAAGCGUAAGGACACGCUGACCAUCCGUCAGACUCUGGACAACCUGAAGUUGGACCUGAGUGUCGACGACGAAGAUGAAGAGAAUCCGCCGGAGGAACAAACACCAAGCCAAGUCACUAAAGUCUAAACAAUCACACUUCAGCUCAUGGAACAGGCAACAGUGCAGUUAGGAUGUGUUUAAAUGGUUUUUUCGUUAACUGCCACCAAAACCAACAAUAAUGGAGAAGAGGAAAAAGCCUGUUGUAUGAGACAAAACAAAUCUCCAGUCAAAUUCUCAGGACUAAAGAAUGACCGAAGAAGUGACAUUAGAUUCUCAUUUUAGCCAUUUGGGGGCAAGGCGGUUUUUUUAAAUCUAUUUUUUUAACCAGGAUGUUUUCUUGAACCAUGGAUGCCUUUUCUUGAAGUUCAAUUGUAAAUUAACUUUUAUCUUUAUCUUUUUUUAACCAAACUUAUAUUAUCCUAAUGAUCUCCUACAAAGCGUCCCAAACAAAAGAAAGGUAUGUGGUCCAAUAAGAAACAUGAAAAGAUUGUUAUAUUUUUCUGCAAAAAUCUUCUUUCUUCUACCUUCAGUAUGCUUCACUAUUUUCCUUUUAUGUGCUGAAUUUGAAGCCUGCUUGUAGAAUAAUUGGGGGGAAAAAAAAGCUUGACCAUCAUAUUUUCUCCUUUUCUUUUCCAUAAUAUUUAUAAGAAUUUGUUAGUUUACCUUAGUGCAAUAAGAUGUAGAGGGAAACUUACUGGUGACAAAGACAUUUUAUUAUCGUAGCAACAGACCGCUGGAGUCUGUUCCAGCGAGCUUUUGAACAGUGAACCGUCCAGGAAGGCGUCUUCAUUUUGUGCUCCACAGAUUGCAUACCGUAUAAGCAUUUAAGUUGAAAUAAUACUUUUAACUCCCACAGACUUUACAACAAACAAAAAGGAGAUUAUUUAUAUCGAACACUUUUUUGUGUUUGUGUUGUUUUUAUGAUUUCUGAUAUUUUUCCAUGUUCUGUACUUGAGAUGUUUGAGGGGUAUAAUAUUAGAGUUUAGUUUGAGGUAUUUUAUAGGGUUGGCUGCUGUAUUAUUUAAACUCACUGUGCCUUCCACUUACAGUAUCUGUUCAUGAAAGGAUUGUUUUGUCAGCAAAGACGACGACAGAAAAGGAAAUGCAACUCAUCACGUUGCCUUUGUUUGUGUGUCUUUGUUAAACUGUAAAAUGUGCAAAAUAGGACGUUUUAGCUCUCAGAAGUAUGAAAAAAUGUCUCACCACAGUUUGGAUCAAAGAUAUGUGUCAAUGCAAAGUGAUGAAGUGAACAAAAUGGCAUUAAGAGACAGCUUUCAUGCCACGCUGUUGUCUUAGUUAAUGUCCUGUUUGCUCUUAUAAUUAGAUAACUAGGUGUACAGAGAGAGGCAAACAGGGCUAGGCUGUUUAAUUCAAACCAAUGGAUAUUCACUGAUUCUCAAAAAGUUCAUAAAGACUCAAAGUUGAGAGGAUAAUCCUCCCCUUUCUCAUUGAAACUGAAAUGAGCCCAGCUCUGGUCUGCAUGCUUCAUCAAAAGCUGUGGUAAACACUUAAAGCUACUUUUAAGACAAAGAUGUUCUAUGUUUACAUUGGUUGGUGUAUUUGGCUUUUUUUGGAAACAGGAUAAUAAAUCUUCUGUUUGUGUCUAUAGAAAGGUUUUUAUAAUUCAGCUGUUGGGGAGUAGAAUUGCUGCAGAGUGUCACUGGUGUCUUUUUUUUGUUGUUUAAUGGAGGAGGUUGACAGUGUCUACACAUAUGUAAAAAAGAAAUAGAAUACACUUGACUUAUUUUUGUAACUACACUUCACAUUCUGCUGGCUCUGCUGUUCUCGGGUAUUUAUUUUUGUUGUUCAUGUUCUCUUUAUUUUGGUGAGAAGUUUCUACACAAUGGAAAUAAACUCUUCUUCACUGUAAA
This is a messenger RNA of Labrus mixtus (cuckoo wrasse), 5226 nucleotides long. RefSeq names its product cingulin-like protein 1. Bases 725 to 3442 code for a protein of 905 amino acids. Gene Ontology annotation, cellular component: myosin complex. Lineage: Eukaryota; Metazoa; Chordata; Actinopteri; Labriformes; Labridae. The record is from RefSeq and is a predicted model, not a curated record. The transcript is spliced from 23 exons.